AGAGUGUAUUGUAAAGCUUCAACUAGAGGAUUGUUCAGAAAAGGAUAACUUUUCUUUCCGUUGUGAUACCAACUCCUUACAGGUAUAUAUAUUUAUAUAGAUAUACAAUUUAUAUGUUGUAUACAUUUAGCCGUCUCAGUUGUUCAAAAGGCAGUUUUAUUUCAUUAGGAUAUGGUUUUGAAGCUAAAAGAAUGCUCAAGAAGUGUCACUAACUACGGUUCAGAAUAAACUAUUUCUACACUUAUUUUAAGUUCUACAAACUGUAAGCGACAUCGAAAAGCAGAUUAUCAAUGGCUUUCCUAUUACAACAGUUUAUUAUCAAAAAAAAUAAAAACAAGAAAACUAUUUUAUGUUGGACGAUUUCUGUAGAAUGUAUUGUGACUGAAUAUCCAUGAAAAACCAAAUAUUUCAACUCAAAGGCUCUUCCUGCGCAGAUUUUAUUCUUUGUCUGUUGAACGGAUAACAAAAUUUAACGUAACAUAAUUUUAUAAUAAUUUUAUACCCACCAUGAGUAUUUCAUGUUCAGCGUAUCUAGAUCGCUCUUUACAAGAACGUAGCCUCGCAUAAAUUCUCUGCAUACAGGACACUCUGGCUUUGGGAGACUGAGUAGGCAGGAUUUGCACGAUACCACAUGUGCGCAUGGAAGCGCUAGAGUAUCUGCUGCCUCGCUCAGGCACACCUUGCACCUAAGUUCUUCUAUUGUCUUUUCCAGUUUCUCCUUCUCAGCCAUGUGACACGAAUCAUUUUCGUAUAUAUUUUUCCCAGAAACUGGGAAAAAACUGGGAAAAAAUCAUCUAUCAUUUUUAGUAUAACUUAUUUGAAAACAAUGAGGAAAUUAUUCAGUUUUUGUUAGUAAAUUUGACCUAUAACCAUAAAACCACGCAAGAACCUAAUCAUGUAGGGCAGAAAAUUAAUUCUAAGAGAAUGGAGCUGUAAAGUAACUUCGUGGAAUAUUUUAUCUCCAAAGCUAUUAAAGGUGGUUAUGAAGACUGUCCGAAAUGUCUAAAGAGCUUGACAUUGCAUUUUACGUUGGUGAUGAUUCAAAGGAUAAAGAUGAAGACUUGGGAAGGAACUGUAGCAAGAAACAAAUUAUUAUUGGUGUCUGCGCCAUGGCGAAAAAAGCUAACUCUGCGGCUAUGAGUGAAAUAGUUGAAAGGCUAAGGCGAUUUGAUGAAUUAGGAGUGACUGUUUUUGAAGAAGAAAUUAUCCUUGAAUAUCCUGUAGAAGAUUGGCCAGUUGUUGAUUGUCUUAUAAGUUUUCAUUCGAAAGGCUUUCCCUUAGAUAAAGCCAUUAGCUAUGUUGAAUUGAGGAAGCCCUUCGUCAUAAAUGACUUGUACAUGCAGUAUCAUAUUCAGGAUAGAAGAGAUGUUUAUAAUCUCUUAGCUAGAAAAGAUGUCAGUCAACCGAGAUAUGCCAUUUUAGAUAGGGAUGAUAAAGAUAAUCGAGGGCCUGGUCUUGUCGAGGAAGACGAUCACGUUUGGAUUAAUGGAGAUUUUUUUACUAAACCUUUUGUCGAGAAGCCUGUAUCAGCGGAGGAUCACAAUGUUUAUAUUUACUAUCCAAGUUCCGCUGGCGGUGGUAGUCAGCGAUUAUUCAGGAAGAUUGGAAGUAGAAGUAGUGUGUAUUCGCCUGUUUCCAAGGUUCGCCAAACUGGUUCUUAUAUUUAUGAGGACUUUAUGCCCACCGAUGGUACGGAUGUAAAAGUGUAUACUGUUGGGCCGGAUUACGCCCAUGCCGAGGCUAGAAAAUCACCUGCUCUAGAUGGUAAAGUUGAACGCGAUAAGGAUGGUAAAGAGGUUAGGUAUCCAGUUUUAUUAUCAGCUCACGAGAAACUUAUCGCCAGAAAGGUUGUUCAAGCUUUCAAGCAAAAUAUAUGUGGUUUCGAUUUGUUAAGAGCGAAUGGAAAAUCAUAUGUUUGUGACGUCAAUGGAUUUAGUUUUGUAAAGAAUUCGUCCAAGUAUUACGAUGAUUGUGCCAAAAUAUUGGGUAACAUGAUUCUCAGAGAAUUGGCCCCGUCACUUUUGCAAAUACCAUUCUUAAAUUUUCAACCAGAAGAUAUUCCUAUUGUACCUACAACAGCUGGUUCAAUGAUGGAGCUUCGUUGCGUUAUUGCCGUCAUCAGACAUGGUGAUAGAACGCCAAAACAAAAGAUGAAAAUGGAGGUCAAACAUAAAAAAUUUAUUGAUUUAUUCGAAAGAUACGGUGGUCAUAAGACAGGUCAACUAAAAUUAAAAAAGCCGCAACAAUUACAAGAAGUUUUAGACAUUACAAGAUAUCUCCUCACCGAAUUAAACAAUCACGAAAGUGAAGUUUGCGAAUCUAUUGAAGAAAAAAAAAAUAAACUAGAACAAUUAAAAUCAGUUUUGGAAAUGUACGGCCAUUUUUCCGGUAUAAAUAGAAAGGUUCAGUUAAAAUAUCAACCGCAUGGCUAUCACAGAAAUAGUAGUGAAGAUGAUACAACUGGUGAACCUAGCCUUGUUCUUAUAUUAAAGUGGGGUGGAGAAUUAACAGAGGCUGGCAAACAGCAAGCUGAAGAAUUGGGAAGUGCUUUCAGAUGUAUGUAUCCUGGUGGACAAGGAGAUUACGGAGCGGUACCAGGAUUGGGUCUCCUGAGGCUCCACUCCACUUAUCGUCAUGACUUGAAAAUCUAUGCAUCAGAAGAAGGUCGAGUCCAGAUGACUGCAGCAGCAUUCGCUAAAGGUUUAUUAGCUCUUGAAGGAGAAUUGACACCCAUAUUAGUACAGAUGGUAAAAAGUGCCAAUAUGAAUGGUUUACUAGACAACGACAAUGAAUCUGCAAAGUUUCAAAAGAGAGUUAAAGAUAAACUGCAGAAUGUUUUGAAUAAAGACAAACAAUUCACUGAGGAAGAUUAUAUUAACCUUGGUGCCAAAGAUAGUAUCUCUCUGGCCAGCGCUUUACAUUUUAUUGGAAAUCCUUACGAAACAUGCAAGAAUGUAUACGAGUCAAUGGUAAAAAUUUUAGAACAUAUUAAAACUUUAGCGGCCAAAAAUCAAGAGGAUUCUCUUCCCAAUCUGGACAGAAAUAGCGAUAGUGAUAGUGAUAGCGAUAGCGAUGAAAGACAUCACGAUGUCUCCAUAGAUAAAUUAUAUAAAUCAGAAUCUUGGGAAUUAAUGGUUCGAAGAUGGUCAAAACUAGUAAAGGACUUUCGUAUGAAAGAUGGAAAAUGGGAUAUAUCAAAAGUUCCAGAUAUUUACGAUUGUAUUAAAUACGAUUUGCAACACAACUAUAAGUAUUUUCCAAAAGGAGGCGAUGGAGAUAAGCUAUAUUCAAUGGCUAAGGCUCUAGCCGACAUAGUAAUACCUCAAGAGUAUGGUAUUAGCUGUACCGACAAACUGCAGAUUGGACAAUGUAUCUGCACUCCUUUAAUGAAGAAGAUUUUAAAUGAUUUACAGAGAAAUGUUGAUGAGGAUGCGACCAGGUUGGACUCGAGAUACUCUAAAGGAGUAUCGACUCCUCAUAGGCAUGUUCGAACGAGAUUAUAUUUUACAAGCGAAUCUCAUAUACAUUCUCUUUUAACAAUAUUACGAUUGGGUAGUUUAUGCGAAAAUAAUGAUACUCAAUGGGAAAGAUCUAUGAAUUUUAUUAGUGCCAUUUCUGAAUUGAAUUAUAUGACUCAAAUCAUCAUAAUGAUGUACGAAGAUAUUAAUAAGGAACCUCAGUCUGAAGAAAGAUUUCACGUGGAAUUGCACUUUAGUCCAGGAGCAUAUCACAGUAUUAGAAAUAAACAGUAUCCUUCCGGUUUUGGUUUUAAACCUUCAGAAGAAUCGGAGAAUCAGAAAGAUGAAGUUUCUUCGUCUGUGGAUAGUAACUGUCUAAAUGUUCCAAAGGUUGCUAAAACUUGUCAGUUUAAACCUUCAAAGCUAUUAUAUUAUAGAAUUUUUGAUCCAAUUCCUAUGAGGGGACGAGUAUCCUCCGAACCUGAUGCCGUACUCUCGGCGAAACGAUUAAAAAAAUUAUCUUUACCGAGCGCUGCUCCUGGAGGGAAAUCUAAAAUUCUUACAACGAAGAGUCAAAGUACGGAGAAGAUGGACAAAUGCGAAGAUACAUUAUAUCCUCUACCCGAAUGCGACAUGGUUAAACAAGGAUUAAUUAGUACUAGUGUUAUAUCUGGUUCAGCUUCAGCUCCAGCUCUUUCGAAAUUCGAAAUGGGCAGUACACUUCGUCUAGCAUCCGGUGAAAGCGUUGCAGUACCAUCUGUUAGACCUUUAGAAACAUUACAUAAUUCUCUAACUUUAAAAAGAAUGGAGACAUUUUUAACCGAUAUGAUCGAGACACAUUUCGCUGAUAAUUUUAACGAAAAUCAGAAGUCUGCUCAGAAAACAUCAAUAUCAAAAUCGUAA
Messenger RNA from Dimorphilus gyrociliatus, 4361 nucleotides. The record is from the annotation of a GenBank genome assembly. NCBI's taxonomy places the organism in Eukaryota, Metazoa, Annelida, Polychaeta, Dinophilidae.